Oncorhynchus kisutch (coho salmon) is the source of this 1369-nucleotide messenger RNA. Its product is annotated as dehydrogenase/reductase SDR family member 11. Lineage: Eukaryota; Metazoa; Chordata; Actinopteri; Salmoniformes; Salmonidae. The transcript has 7 exons. The record is from RefSeq and is a predicted model, not a curated record. Gene Ontology annotation, molecular function: oxidoreductase activity. Bases 331 to 1098 code for a protein of 255 amino acids.
UGGGUAGGCUGUUUGGAGUGUUUAUCUGACCAGAUAAAAUAAUAAUUAUAAUAUUAUGUUCCCCCACUUAUAAAACCAAAGUUGUGCCCCUGCUGAAAUGUAUUUGAAGUUAACACGCAUCUUUUUAUUGGCAGACAGAGAGAGUAUAGGGCUAAGUAUAGGGCUCAUGUGCGGAGGGACAAGGGGGUUGGCCUGAUUUUCAUUGGGCACGAGUUAGUGAGUUUGUGCACCUAUCAGUGGAUACAACGUAGCUGAAAUUCUGAACGAUUUGAGAACAGUAUACAAUUGAACAACUUUAGGAAAUACAGUAUCCAGUUGUGUUGAUAGACUAUGGAUCGCUGGAAAGGUAGAGUGGCGCUUGUUACCGGGGCUUCUGUUGGAAUCGGAGCGGCGAUUUGCAAGGCUCUUGUCCAGCACGGCAUGAAGGUUGUCGGCUGUGCCAGGAACGUCGAGAAAAUAGAGAAACUGGCAGCAGAGUGUCAGAGCGCUGGGCACAGUGGAACCCUUGUUCCCUACAAGUGUGACCUUUCAAAUGAAGAGGAGAUCCUUUCCAUGUUCUCUGCCAUCAAAACUCUCCAUCAGGGAGUGGAUGUGUGCAUCAACAAUGCUGGCCUGGCCCAUUCAGAGUCACUGUUGAAUGGCAAAACCGAUGGCUGGAGGACAAUGAUUGAUCUGAACGUCAUUGCAUUGUCUAUCUGCACACGAGAGGCAUACCAGUCUAUGAAGGAGAGGAAGGUGGAUGAUGGACAUAUCAUCAACAUAAACAGUAUGAGUGGACAUCGUGUAGUUUUCAGUGCUGAUACACACUUCUAUAGUGCUACCAAGUAUGCUGUGACUGCCCUGACUGAAGGGUUGCGGCAAGAGCUGCGAGAGGCUAAAACCCACAUUCGAGCAACGUGUAUAUCUCCUGGUAUAGUGGAAACAGAAUUUGCUUUCCGACUUCACAGCCUCCAUCCAGAGAAGGCUGCUGCUACCUACAACAGUAUGAAGUGUUUGGAAGCAGUCGACAUUGCCAGUGCUGUAACGUAUGUCUUAGGCACACCGCCACAUGUUCACAUUGGAGAUGUUCAAAUGCGACCUGUGGAGCAAGUGUCAUAGAGCAGUCCUGCAGGAGGAAUCUGAUGCACCUUGUUCAUCUCAAAGAAGAUUUAACGUUGGCUUAAAGCUGUAGGAUUGUGGAGUUUUUUAAUUGUGAUUUUGGGUCUGAUCCGAAAAGUAUUAUUUGCCAUGAAAAUUAUUGUAGGCUACACUGCAGCCCCUUUACAAUCUGAUAAAUCUGAUACAACCUGAUAAUACUGACAUUGUGUAACAACACUAUUGCAAUUUUUUUAAUUAAUGUGUUUUCUAAAAUAAAGUUAUCUCAAGUGAA